UGUUCACGCAUUGACACCGCUCCCUCGAUUGUUUCUGACUGUCAUCACACAUCUCAUACCUGUAAAAAGCCUGCGUUUAGAUAGAAGAUCGGGUUUCAACGGGAGGUUGCUCUCUUGAUUUUAGGGUAUUUUAUUUUCUUGCGUGCGAGGAGGAAAGGGGGUGUGACGCUAGCGGACUAGCUAGCUAACGUUACAACUCUUAACGCUUUUAAGUUGUAUGUUUUUAUAUUCCGUGGCGUUUUCUUAGAUUUCCACAUAAUUAGCAGGUUAGCUACUGCGUUUCGGAUUGGAAUACCACACCAUCAAAAGGCUCAGUGGAUACGAUUAGCGAACCACGCCGUGAGUUUUGCUCCUCGGCCACUGAGGCAGAACAAUUAAGGUUAGAGCCGGCUAGCUGCCUUAGGCUUCGCUAUUACGAGCAAGCUGUUUUCAGACACAUUUUGAAUAAGGUAACAAUUCACCAGAGUCGGGCAUGGGUCUUCUCUUCGCCAAGCUAAUGACUAUUUUCGGAGACCGAGGUAAGACCUGUUUUCGUUUUGUGUUCCCUCGCUACACCAUCACAGCGUCUCCAGCUAGCGAAUGGGAUAAGGAGAGCUGACCUACCUACCUGAUUACACUAAGGUAGUCAGUUUAAAGUGUUCGCGAUAGGCAGUAUGUGUUUGAGUGAAUCGCUGUCCUAAUUUUAGUGUGAGUACUUACUAGCGGGUAUCAGACUCACUACAUAAAGUGGCAGAUGCUCCCAAACUACUGUUUUAUCGUAAUAACAGCUAGCUAGUUGGCAACUAUAAAUGUUGAAUAUUACGUAACUAGCUAUGCAGCGAGUACUGUCUUGCUAAAACUAUGUAGCAAAGCAUAGCAUGAGCUGAUAUGCACCGUGAGAAGUCAUUCAGUGACCUUACUACACACUUAAGAUGUGUAUCAGUGUAUACAGUUUGAGUUCGCUACAGGUGAAACAAGAAAAUUUGAAAAAAUAGUUUGGAGAUCAUUUUGGUAACUUGAAUAUCUAACUAGCCAUGUAGUUAAACGUGUUAGAAGACUAAUCUAAUUAGUCUUAGAUUUCCGCUGCCGGAUGCAUAUCUGAAAGAAUUUAACAGCAAGCCGAUUCAGUCAACGAAAUGGCUACAGCUGUUGUUGUUAUUAUAAUGAAUGGAAUUAGUAGGAUCUGUUGGUGGGACAUUUGAUCUGGCUUUGAAGUGUCCGGUAGUUAGCUAGGACUUUUAUAUGUCAACAAUGUGUCAAACAAAGCAGGCCAUGACUUUCAGAUGUACCGCGUUGUUGAGGGGUCAUUAAUAUGAAAAGGUGUGAGUAGGCAAACCCCUACUCCCCUGUCAUAACUCUAGCCAGACAGUGGGAUUAAAAUCAAAAUGCAUAAAAAGUAAAUGGAAGGAAAGCAUCUUAACAUUUAAUGAUAGAUGUUCAGUAACAACCAGAGUUAAAAACUCAAGUAAUAUACAUUUUAAAAAUUGUUCUUAUAGUGGCCAUAUGAUACAAUACUUCGAUUGGCAGUGCUUUCAGAUUUUAUAAUGAGGAUAUAGGUACUCAGAUUGUUCUGUCCACCAUCCACACAGAUGUUGUGAGGAUAGCAGUGUCAGUCUCUAAGUGUACAGACUGUGGUGCUUCUGUUAUUGUAAUCAUACAUUAGCCUUUUCCAGACAUAGGCAGCAGGCUGUUUUAUAGCUACUCGGUGGGUCUGUGGUCAAGGGUCAUAGUGGCGUGGUGACCUCUGCCCAAGGCUCACCUGCAGGCAUUGGCUACACAAGGCUGAACACUCACAGCAGCAGAGAAUUUCUGUACAUUUAGACUGCUAUCAUGACGCUGGCAUUUUCCUUUUGCAUCCUUAUUCCCCCAGUGCUCCUUGUGGAAACAGGUCUGGGGUUUUUAUCUAUGGUCUCCAGAAAGGAGGGAGAGCCAUGCACUCUGGGAUUGGUAUGUACUGUUUCCCGUGGGUCCUUCUCAUCUGUGUCUGUGUUCACAUCCGCCCUCCUUUUCACAGAACACAAAGUCAUCAUCGUGGGACUGGACAACGCAGGGAAGACCACCAUCCUCUACCAGUUCCUGACGAAGGAGGCUGUGCACACUUCCCCCACCAUUGGCAGCAACGUGGAGGAGAUCUCCGUGCGCAAGACCCGCUUCCUGGUUUGGGACAUAGGAGGGCAGGAAAGCCUGAGAGCCAGCUGGAACUCCUAUUAUUGCAACACUGAGAUUGUGAUCCUGGUGGUGGACAGCACUGAUCGGGAGCGCCUCACAUUGACCAGAGAGGAGCUGCACCGCAUGCUGGCUCAUGAGGACCUGCAGAACGCGGCAGUGCUGGUUCUGGCUAACAAGCAGGACAUGAAGGACUCCAUGACGGCAGCAGAGAUCUCGCAGUGCCUGACCCUCAGCUCCAUCACCGGCCACUCCUGGCAUGUGCAGGCCUGCUGCGCCCUCACCGGGGAGGGCCUCCCAGCCAGUCUGGACUGGAUGAGAUCCCGUGUUUUGGCCAGCUAAGACCCUCCUGUCAGCCUGUCCAGAUGCGCACGGGGUUUGCCGGAACUUCUUUCCCCAGCCUCCAGACACACGCUCAGAAAACGCCACUGGAGCCACAAAACAGUUACCAGGAACAAGGGAUGCCACACUGUCCACUUCUUAGACCCUGAGUGUCAGCUGAACCCAAGACACUCGCUCUGGUUUGUUUCAACGGGGAGGCUUGAGGAAGGACUGUUGGGAGGUCCUGUUCGUCAGCCAUCUUGACCAUACCUGUGUGUGUCUUCAUACUGUAAACCCACAUCCAAACAGCCUUAUGGUUGUGGGGCUGCACGCGCAGCGACGGACAUGCCUUAGUGAUACCGAUGUGCUCCCCUGGAACUGAUCCAGACUGUAUUGUGAUGUGCAGUGUGUCUUAACCUGUAAGCCAACAACCACCCAGAUGUUAAGCUCAUUUGGAUACUCUUGUUAAGCUGCUCUUUGGUAUUUGACUGAACCUCAAGUGUUACUGAUGCACAACUGUUGCUUCAGACCCAUCUGAGUGACUCUGUGGGACAGAGCACUUUUGAUUCUGAUUGGUGCUCUCUCUCUCAGGUCUUGAAGCUAGUGAUGAAUAUUUACUUGAACUAUUUAUAACAAAAGAAAGCAAACUGAAUGUCUGUCAUUUGAUACUGUACUUGUGGCAGCAUGCUGUAAAAAUCUGUAAUAUACUGGUGUUGUAUUUUUGAAC
Molecule: messenger RNA, 3193 nt
Organism: Megalops cyprinoides (Indo-Pacific tarpon)
Lineage: Eukaryota; Metazoa; Chordata; Actinopteri; Elopiformes; Megalopidae
Product: ADP-ribosylation factor-like protein 5B
Exons: 5
Coding region: 1810-2487 (225 amino acids)
Biological process (GO): protein localization to Golgi membrane; intracellular protein transport; vesicle-mediated transport
Cellular component (GO): cytoplasm; trans-Golgi network
Molecular function (GO): GTPase activity; GTP binding
Source: RefSeq, a predicted model, not a curated record